GCGUCGUAUUCAGCUCCACUUCGCGGCUCACACAAUCACAAUCACAAACGGUUUCUUGUUCAGUUUCAGACGUCGCGUCCGCAGCGAACGGUCGCGCAUCAAAGAAACCGUAAUUGCAGGAAAUUUCAUCAUCGAGCCGCGUAUUACAGGCCGCUUUUACUUUUUCGCGUGACACCGGCUACAUUUUGUUGUUUAGUGUGACGCACGGGAGGGUUUUCUUAGUAGCACAGGAAAGAAUGCAAUAAAUUAAAAGACAAACAUUCCGAACAAUAAUUCAGCCAAGAUGACAUCGAAAUUGGUGCAGAUGCAGGCUCGUUUUCAACAAAAACAGAUGCAGGAAAAAGAAGAAAAACUUCUAAAAUUAUACGAAAAUCAACAACAAAGAGCGUUUGAUAGAGUUGGAAGAGGCAGUGCCGGCAGUAACGAUAGUCUACAUUCCUCAAAUGGUGGUUUGCUUGGAGGUAAAGUGCGCCAAAUGUUCGAUGAACGAAGACAAAAGGCUGGAAUCGAUAAAAGUUACCCACUAGAGCCACUAAAAUCAAAAAGUAAUACUAAAAACAUAAAUAUUGAAAGAAAAAAUGGAACUGUGAAAACGACUGUCAAAAGCACUGUGCAAAGUAGUACUAGUGUAAUAAGAAAUGGAAAACCACUGGUUAAAAAAAGAGAAGUUGUAAAUAGGCUAUAUGAAAAUGAUAAUGGUAAAGAAGCUUUUGAAACUAAUAGAUAUAUUGAUGAUGGGACUGACGCAUAUCAUUCCAAGUCCUACAGAGAAAUGAUAGAAAUGUUGGAUAAUAACAAUUCAAGUGAUAGUUUAGAAAACGAAGAGAUGCCUCGUAUAGGAUUCGAUGAAGUUGACCACACCCAAUUAUAUGAAAAAGACAAUAACUUAACUAAUAAUAAUAAUAGUAAUGGAACUGUUAAAAAGUUAUACACAAAAAGUCCUGUUACAAAUGGAGUUACCGCUAGAACUGAAAACUCUGUACCUAAAAAGAACAACUUAUCGAAUACAAAAAGGAAUUCUGCAGCACAUUCACCUAUAACUCCUAAAACUAGUACACCAAGUAGUCCAGCAAAGAAAACUACUCCUACGGCAACUAUGAACGAUAAGUCUAAAUCCCUACAACAAGCCCCGUCAUCAUCUCGCCCAUCUGCCAAACAGCAAAGCCCCCGAUCCGUAGUAACUCGAGACGACCUCACCGAAUGUAAUUAUUGUGGCAGAAGAUUCGCUGAGGAUCGAGUUCAAAAGCACGAGGAGGUUUGUUCAAAAACGGGUAAGAAGAAAAGAAAAGCAUACGACGCCACAAAGCACAGGGUUAUGGGUACAGAAUUGGAAUCAUAUAUUCUUCCCUCCAAGGGAAAGGCCAAGGCUACUAAUAUGAAGGCGUCUACUAAAACACCUCCAAAGAAAGACUGGCGAAGGACACACGAAGAGUUCAUAGCAGCUAUCAGAGCAGCGAAAGAGGCUCAAACUCAUCUGGCUAAAGGAGGAAAGCUAUCAGAUCUCCCACCUCCCCCACCAUCGACAAAUCCCGACUAUGUCCAAUGCCCACAUUGCAGUAGAAGGUUUAACGAAGCCGCUGCUGAACGUCAUAUUCCUAAAUGUGCAGAUUACCAAUUUAACAAACCCAAACCUGGUGCAUCCAAAACAAAACCAACUUAUGGCAAGAAAUAGAUAGAUAGCCUGGCUUAAAAUUUUAUUCGAAUCUUUUCUGAUGUCAAAACGCUCGAUCUGCAAGCGCUAAAUAGUACAGUCAGAAUCCUUUAAGAAUAAAAAUAUGACAACUAAAGAUUAUUUAUUUUUCUACUUAUAAUAAUAAUAAACAUUUACUACCUUUGGUGGAGUAUCUUCGCAUAGUUCGUUACAGUAAAAGAUCAAGAAGCCCCCAAAAAUUUCGUGUAAAAUACAGCAUGUUUUAGGUAAAAAGACUUCACCUAUAGUACAAAUAAAUAAGAUAAAAACGUUCCCGUUUGGAGAACUGUCUUUAACAUUCCGUCGUCCUCUGAUCUUACCAUAUCACCUGCUCGUUCUUCUUCUUGUUGUGGUGCUUUAUCUUUUAGUGGAGGUUAGUGACUACAAUGGCGAAUUUAUCUCUGUCCAAUGCGACUCUAAACAAAGAUUUUUAAUCAAGACCGGUCCAGUCUCUGAUAUUUCUAAGCCAUGAAAUUUGGAGCCUAUUGGGCCCCCUUUUCCUUUAAUCUUACCCUGGAUGAUGAAUUGUAUCAGUUUCCUACCUGUACAUAUUCUCCUCAGAACAUUUUCGUUAGUGGUGUUGGUUGUGCAAGAUUGAGUGUGUGCGAUGUUAAGUGCUAUGCCUCCGUUCCAUAUUGACCAUAUUCCGUAUUGACCACACGUAGCAAUGCAGAAAACGACAUCUUAAGCUGAUAUUAAUGCUACUGUUACAAAAUAAACUUUUCAUUUUGAUAAACCCUUGUUGGGCUACCUCUACUCGUAUUCUCCUCUUAUUUCUCGUUUAUAAUCAAGUUGAUUAAUGAAUCAGAAACCAAGGUAUUUGUAUUGUUUUACGUAUUUUAGCUGUUGAUGGUUCACAUAUAUUGGAAGGGGUCAAUUUUUGUUUCCUGGUAUUUUCAUACCUUUGAUUUUCGCAGUAUUGAUCUUUAUCCCCGUUUUUCACAACUCUUAUUCGGUUAGCUUUAAUAUGUCAGACGAUGUUUUCAGUUACAUAUAGAGUCACCAAUUCAGCAUUGCGGCGCCUUCUCCACUCUCCUGUCCAUUUAUCCCUUUGAGAGCCAAAUAUAUUCUGAGAAUCUUCCUUUCAAAUACCAGCAUCUGAUUUAUUUCCCGUUGAUAUAGAGUCCAUGUCUCAUUUUCAUUUAAUAGUAACAACUGGGGAAUAAUUGACAUGUAUGUAAAGAGUUAAUUUGAUUGUAUGUUUAGCAGCUAAUAUCGUAAUGAUGAUGACAGGGAGUAUAAUGCUCUAUCCUCCACAACUAUCCUGAACGAGACCUCAUCGACGUGGUUGUCAUCUGUGAUUACCGUCCCUAGAUAUUUAAACUCUUUGACUACUUCGAAGUUGUCGUCAUUAAGAGUUAGGUUCUGCCUAAAUCUUGGUCUUGAAUUUUUAGAUACUAGCAUUCAUUUCAUCUUCUCUUCAUUUUGUUUGUACCAAGAUUAUUUUGUAUAAUCCUGGCAAUUAAAUAAUCCUUUAAGUUCUCACUAGGAGUGAGAUCAAACAAAAUGUAUUUCUUAAAAUGGACUUUUUAGCUUUGUUGUUGUGACAUUGGAAGUAAGAUGACAUUGUUUCGUUUUAGAACUGUAGUAGAUCACUAUUUUGUUUGCUUUUUUCAUUCGUGUCAUCAUCUUCUUAUUCUUCCUUCUUGUAUGUAGGCUUUAAAGCAUGCUUCUUCUUCAAUAUUAGCCUCCUAAAUUGUUUAAGUUAUCGCACCAUAUUUUUCUUAUUCUGCCAAUACUCCUUCGUCCAUUUGGUGACUUACCUCGUGCUAUUCGUACUAUCCUAUCCUCUGUCAUUCUACUAAUGUGUUCGUUCCCCUCCUGUUUCCGUUUUGUCACCCAUCCAUUUAUGUCUUCUACAUUGCAUGAUCUUCUUAUGUUCUCGCUUCUCUCCGUACCCAACAGACUUUUCCCUGAUAUUCGUCAGAGUAUCUUCAUCUCUGUUGUUUCUAAUAUGUAGUCGUCUCGUUUUAGAUAUGUCAGGUUCAUAAGGAACAAUUUCCUGUAGCUGGCUGUAUACCAUUAAUUACAAAAAUUGAAGAAAAAGGUAUUCUGUGUAAGAGGUAUAUUUAUUUGAAAACCCCAAUAGCGGGCCACAUUAAAAAACAGAACGUUUUCGCUCUAAAGAGAGCGUCAUCAGUGUUCUAAGCAAGCUCUACAUGCUAAGCCACCAAAAAUACAUGGGUUAAAACCCUUCAAAUGCCGACUAAAAGCCUUACAUUGGCGUAUUAUAUAUCAAACCCUGGCGAAGGGUGAAAUUUAAGAAGAAUAUACCUCAAGGCAUCAUAUGACUAUACCACGAGCAUGUGGGUGGUUGAGUUGAUUUCUCUGUCUUCACAAAGAGAAAGGUGAAAGCCAACUGAUGUCAGGUCUUGUCUCCGCCGUGUAUGUUAAUAUAGGUCUAAUUGCUGCUUUAUAGAUUCUUGCUUUUGUGUCUUGUUUAGGUGUUUGUUCUUCCAGAUUGUGUCAAUAAGAGAUCCCGCUGCUUUACUAGCUUUUAAGCUUUGUUGUCGUACUUCCUCUUUGACAUCCGUAACUGGUUACGUCUAUUCCCGGAUACCUAAACCUUGCUUCCUGCUUUAUUAUUUUUCCAUCAAUUUAGAUUUUACAUCGUAGUGGGUAAUUCGUGUCAUGAACAUCUUAAAAGAACAAGUCCUAUACAUUAUUUUAGGAUUGCGUAUGAGUGGCCUUUUUUUCAAGUUGUUAGCCUUUCUGUUCUUCUUCUUCUUUAAGUGCCAUCUCCGCGACGAAGGAUGCCAAUCAUCAUGGCUAGUUUGACCUUCGAGGCAGCUGCUCUGAACAGUUACCUUGAGCUGCAACCAAACAAUUCUCUCAGGUUCUUCACGCAGGAAACGCGUCUCUUUCCUACGCUUCUCCUACCCUCUAUUUUUCCUUGAAUUAUGACAAGAUGUUAUAUGUUUCGCCUCUCAUCACUUGUCCGAAGUAUUGCAACUUUCUUUUUUUUAAUGUGUUUUCAAUUUCCCUCUUUCUGCCUUUUAUCCCUAACACUUCUAUAUAUUUGUGACUCUAGCUACGCAUAAAAUCUUUAAUACUCUUAUAAAUGUCCCCAUUACAAAUACCGCAAGUCGAUUUAUUGCAUGUCGAUUUAAUGUCCAUCAUUCUGCUCCAUAGUAAUGCACACUGUGUACCUACAUAACAUUGAAUUAGUCUUAGUCUGAGGGCCAAUGUCAAAUUUUCCUGCAUAAAACUUUUUUCAUGUUCACGAAGCUGCUUUUUCAAUUCUGACUCUUAUUUCUGAAGUAUAAUCGCCAUUUUCUGUGAUUACCGUUCCCAAGUAAGUAUAUUUUUUACUCUCUCAAUCUGCUGGCUGCCCACCGUUAAUAUUUCGUUUGUAUUGUUCUUGUGUUCUUCGUAAUGUUACUUAUUUGGGAUGUCAUAAUGUUUCUCUUCAUAAGUUCUUCAUCUUCAUCGGAUUAUUUAUUUUGUUAUUUAUACAUAGAGUUAUUGUAACAACGGGUAAUUUUGUAAGCUGACUUUUGUAAGUUUAGGAAAGCUAAUCUUCUUCGUUUGUAUAAUCUUUAGCAAAGAUUUUAAAAUUAAAUAACUUUAGGAGUUUGUUGAAAAGAAUAUUCUAUAAGAGCAGAUUUGCUUGAUUUUUUUUUUCUUGAGGCUGGUAUUACAACAUUAUCUGCACUCCAUUUGCAAUAAUGAUUUGUUUUGUGGUAGUCUACUAGAUCCCACUGAUAUUGAAAUACAUUUAAUAAAUAUAAUAAUAUUAUAAAUACGUAUUCUUUGUAAUAUUAGAUUAUUUAUAAUUUAUACUUACCGAUUCGGUAGAAGUUAUUCUUAGAUAAUUUUGGCUGUGCUAUUUACUAUUUUAGUGUACCUAAUCAUGACGUGGUAGCCUUUAUAAUAUUUUUAUACUGCUUAAUUAAUGCUGAUUCUGAAUUUAUUUCUAUUAAUAUUUUCUAUUUUUAUCAUUGUAAAUUUAUAUUUAAAUAAAAUAAUGAAUAAAAA
This is a messenger RNA of Diabrotica virgifera virgifera (western corn rootworm), 5668 nucleotides long. RefSeq names its product zinc finger C2HC domain-containing protein 1C-like. The record is from RefSeq and is a predicted model, not a curated record. NCBI's taxonomy places the organism in Eukaryota, Metazoa, Arthropoda, Insecta, Coleoptera, Chrysomelidae. Bases 284 to 1672 code for a protein of 462 amino acids. The transcript has 7 exons.